Phycomyces blakesleeanus NRRL 1555(-) is the source of this 2220-nucleotide messenger RNA. RefSeq lists its product as hypothetical. The coding region runs from base 1 to 2220 and encodes 739 amino acids. The transcript is spliced from 7 exons. NCBI's taxonomy places the organism in Eukaryota, Fungi, Mucoromycota, Mucoromycetes, Mucorales, Phycomycetaceae. The record is from RefSeq and is a predicted model, not a curated record.
AUGGAUAUUGAUUUUGAAACUACACCAAACCAACAAACCAAACCCAUGGAAGCAAUGUGCAGUCAGACCAACACACUUGUUUAUAAAAGAGCACCAAUUUCUGAUAAUAAAGUUGCUUUUACCAAUGAGUCAAAUGGCGAAAGCAAUAAUGGCAAUGAAAAUGACAAUGAUAAAGAAAGUAACAGCAGAGAAGAAAGUGAAGAUGAUGAAGAUGAUAUUGUUGAGAUUGAAGUCAAAGAAUUUGAUAGUAAAGGUCAGUCCAUUGAGUUCUUCAACAAGCUUUUGUUGAUUUACAAGCAGAAUUUCCAAUUGCCCUUGAGUCUUUCUGGUCUCCAAAGCAUGACAGGAUUCUCAGCCAUGACCAAAGAGAUUAAGAGAUUAGUCACGUGUCAGGAUUGCUAUAAGAUGUAUGAGGAAAGUAUACCUGCUCCUUUCAAUUGUGAUUUUAUAAAGCUUUGUGCACAUACUGCCUGUGAUUGCAAAUUAAUGAUCCAAUCAUUGUCUGGAGAAUUCAAGAUCACUCAUACAUUGUGUAAUAUUUACGAUGGUGAGGCCUGGACUGGUUUGAAGGACAAUAACAAUAAAAUUUUUGUUGAGAAUUUUCGUUCAUUGAUGAUGACAUUAAACAUCAAUUGGUUCCAGCCUUUUGAUGGUACUAGCUAUUCCUGCGGUGCUAUCUAUCUGGUAAUUAACAAUCUUUCUAGAAAUGGUGCAACAGUUCGUGCAGCCUUAUUGAUGGUUGCAUGCAAUAUAUCUGCAGCCAAAAAGACUAGUGGGUUUAGUGCACACAACAGCACAUGCGCCUGUUACAAAUUCAAACGUGUGCAUGCUGAGGAGUGGAAUAGUGCGAGUACACCCUCAGAAAGGCAGCAGCUGGAGAUUGAAUAUGGUGUUCAAUGGUCGCAGUUGUAUCGCCUUGGAUACUUUGAUCCAACAGUUGCAGUGAUGAUGAUAUUGCCCAGCGACUUUACCAAGCUGAAGAAAAAGGUAGGAAAGAGCUUUUCUCACAUGAAAGCAGAUGAGUGGAAGCCUUGGAUAUUGAUGUACUCUCCCAUGCUUCUGAAACCAGUUCUUCUGUCCAAUAUGUUCAAUGGCUGGAUAGACUAUGUAAAAGCAUACUGUGUACUUGUAAAGCCAUCAAUCAGUUUCAUCAACAUAGACCAUGCACACAGCUAUCUACAAGAAUUAUGUCAAUCUUGUGAAGAUACAUAUGAACCAAAAGUCCUCACCUGCAACAUGCACCUGCACCUCAAUCUUCAUGACACAAUUCGUGAUUUUGGACCCGUGUAUGGCUAUUGGCUCUUUGGUUUUAAGAUAUACAAUGGUUUGUUAAAGAAUAACAAGAAAAAUAAAAAAGAUAGGUUUGAAACAACCUAUAUGACAAAACUCACUGCAGACGCAUACAAAGCUUAUUAUGUACAAAAUAUCUUAUCAUGUUCAAGUCUCAUUCCAUUCCUUUCUCUUUUGGAAAAAUGUAUCUCCACGACUGCACCUAUAACAACCUAUGUCACUUAUGCUCCAACCAACCAACAACCUUUCCAACUGCAACAAUUUGUAAACUCAUCCUUAAGUCAAGCAGCACCUAUCAAAGGCAAUGAACCACUCCCCCCGUUCUCCUUUCCUUUACAGUCCUUAAAAAAAUUCACAAUGAGUAACAUUGAUUAUCCUCAAUUGUUAGAUUAUUAUAAAAUCGCCUAUGCCAUACCGAAUCUUAUUUCUUAUCACAAUGCCAGAUUGUCACAAUAUUUUGUAAAUAACCAAAUGACAAUAUUGAAAUCAAUUGAUCUUCUUGGCCAAACAUAUAUUGGAAACAACAGUUCUGGUAAGUGCGGGUCACUUGUUAAAGCUUUCUUAUGUAGCAGCAAUAGCCGAGCUUCAAGCCUAUAUACUGGACAAAUUCAGUAUCUUUUCAUACAUUCAUUUACUCUACCUUCUCAACCAAACCACCAAGCAUCAACAUUACAUCAAGACCAGCAUGUUUUUGCAUACAUCCAAUGGUAUAAUUUGACAAAUGACAAUGAACACAGAGAUGAAGGUAUUGAAAUCUACUUGCCAGAUUUCUCAGCUGAUAAUUAUCACGACAUCUUGCCUGUACAUUGCAUACACUUAGAGAUUGCAACUGCUGUAGAUGUAACUGAUAUGAACGAAGAAAGAAUGCUGGUCAUUCCUAUGCCAAAAAAUACUAUGCUGGAAGCCUUUAUGAAUAAAUAUACAUUAUGA